Messenger RNA from Carassius carassius (crucian carp), 1112 nucleotides. RefSeq names its product four and a half LIM domains protein 2-like. NCBI's taxonomy places the organism in Eukaryota, Metazoa, Chordata, Actinopteri, Cypriniformes, Cyprinidae. The transcript has 6 exons. Gene Ontology annotation, cellular component: nucleus; Z disc. The record is from RefSeq and is a predicted model, not a curated record. Bases 41 to 916 code for a protein of 291 amino acids. Gene Ontology annotation, molecular function: transcription coregulator activity.
CUUUUUCUCAUGUCAAUGCACAGAUGGUCUACUUUCAGGCAUGAAAUUUCCAAUGCUUGAAUUGUUUAAAUCCAAGAUGGCGGAACGCUAUGACUGCCACUUCUGCAAGGAGUCUUUGUUUGGGAAGAAGUAUGUUCUGCGUGAUGAAAACCCAUACUGUGUGAAGUGUUAUGAGAGCCUCUACUCCAACACCUGUGAAGAGUGCAAGAAUCCCAUUGGCUGCAACAGCAGAGAUCUUUCUUACAAGGACCGUCACUGGCAUGAUGGCUGCUUCCACUGCUUCAAAUGUCACCGUUCAUUGGCGGACAAGCCAUUCUCCACCAAAGAUGAGCAGCUACUGUGUACUGAGUGUUAUUCCAAUGAGUAUUCCUCUAAAUGUUUUGAGUGCAAGAAGACAAUCAUGCCAGGCUCCAGGAAGAUGGAGCACAAGGGGAACAGCUGGCAUGAGACCUGCUUUACCUGUCAGCGCUGUCAGCAGCCUAUUGGAACCAAGAGCUUCAUUCCUAAGGACAAUAAUAACUACUGCGUGCCCUGCUAUGAGAAUCAGUUUGCACUGCAGUGUGUACACUGCAAGAAGCAAAUCACCACUGGGGGCUUGACCUACCAUGACCAGCCAUGGCAUAAGGACUGCUUCUUGUGUACUGGCUGUAAGGAGCAGCUGUCUGGCAAGCACUUUACCUCUCGUGAUGACUUUCCCUAUUGCCUCAACUGCUACUGCAAUUUGUAUGCCAAGAAGUGUGCUGAAUGCACCACCCCUAUUAGUGUUCUGGGAGGCACCAAAUACAUCUCCUUUGAAGAGAGACAGUGGCACAAUGACUGCUUCAACUGCAAGAAGUGUUUGGUGUCCCUGGUGGGCCGCGGCUUCCUGACAGAGAGAGAUGACAUCCUGUGUCCUGACUGUGGCAAAGACAUCUGAUCAGACAGCAUAGCACUGCAAUUCCUAACAUUUUACUAUUAUAUUAAAUAACAUUUAUUCUUACAGUUAAAUAUCAAUCAAAGUUUAAUAUAUUUGUCUAAUGAAAGUUUUCUUUAUAUAAUGAACUUUAAAGGGGCCUGUGCAUGCCAAGGCCUAUUAUUAUAAUAUUGUGUCAUGUUUUUGUGGCCAGGGUUUA